AUGUGUCGUAUGCUGUCAAAUGUGCUCUUUAGUCAGUCAACCACUCAAAUAAAUGUCCUUCUCUUCAGGAUGGCAGAGCCUCGAUUUAACAACCCCUACUUCUGGCCUCCGCCGCCCUCCAUGCCGGGCCAGCUGGAUAACCUGGUCCUCAUUAACAAGAUUAAGGAGCAGCUGAUGGCCGAGAAAAUUCGCCCCCUGCACCUGCCGCCCACCUCCGCCCCCUCUCAGCAGUCCCUGCUGGUGCCCACCUCGUCCCCGGACGGCGGCGGCCAGCACGGCAUGUCCGUGCCCAAGCCCCAGCCCCAGCAGGUGCCGGGCCACCACCCGCAGUCGCAGGCCUCCGGCCAGCCGGACAUCGCCCUGCACGCCCGCUCGGCCUCCAGUUCCGGGCCAGAUGGAAACAUGGACGACAAGUCGGCGGUGAAGGCCAAAGGACUGUGGGAAGAUUGGCACAUGAGGCAGCUGAGCGAGCAAGCGGGCCGGGUCAACCAUCGAUCAGGUCUGGCUCCCUCAUCCCGGCCCGACAGCCACAGCACCUCGGAGGCGCUGACCCCCACCACCCCGACCUCCAGCAGCCAGAUCCGGCUGGGCGGCGCGCCCUCGGUCAACAUCAUCUCCGGGCUGGCCAGCGGGCCCGGCAUGGACCACAUGAAGGCCGGCGGCCUGGCGGGACUCCUGGGCCCGCCGCCCAAGGCGCCGCGGGGCAGGAAGAAGAUCAAAGCGGAGAACCCCUCGGGGCCGCUGCUGGUGGUGCCCUACCCCAUCCUGGCCGACCAGGGCUGCGUCACCGUCGCUCCCAAAGAGGGCAAAACCUACAGAUGCAAAGUCUGCCCGCUCACCUUCUUAACAAAGUCGGAGAUGCAGAUUCAUUCCAAGUCCCACACAGAGGCCAAACCACACAAGUGUCCCCACUGCUCCAAGACCUUCGCCAACGCCUCCUACCUGUCCCAGCACCUGCGCAUCCACCUGGGGAUCAAACCCUACCACUGCUCCUACUGCGAGAACUCCUUCCGUCAGCUGUCACACCUGCAGCAGCACACCAGAAUCCACACCGGCGAUCGGCCGUAUAAAUGUGCUCACCCUGGAUGUGAAAAGGCUUUUACCCAGCUGUCCAACCUCCAGUCUCACCAGAGGCAGCACAAUAAAGAUAAGCCGUAUAAAUGUCCCAACUGCUACCGUGCCUACUCCGACUCUGCAUCGCUGCAGAUCCACUUGUCAGCACACGCCAUCAAAAACGCCAAGGCCUACUGCUGUAGCAUGUGCGGCCGGGCGUACACCUCAGAGACCUACCUUAUGAAGCACAUGUCCAAACACACGGUGGUGGAGCACCUAGUGAGCCACCAGUCCCCCCAGAGGACCGAGUCCCCCACCCUGCCCAUCCGCAUCUCGCUCAUCUGA
Messenger RNA from Menidia menidia (Atlantic silverside), 1398 nucleotides. NCBI's taxonomy places the organism in Eukaryota, Metazoa, Chordata, Actinopteri, Atheriniformes, Atherinopsidae. The record is from the annotation of a GenBank genome assembly.